GCCCCUCUCCCCGCCCACUCAUUCAUAGCCUGAAGAGACCACGCCCCCUUACCACUCUCCACCAAUCAGCACCGCCCUCCCAAACGAGCGGGGCGCAGGAUGAUGACGUCAUAGCAAGCGCCACCAGGCGAGGACGGCGCGGGGCCGAAGGGGGCGCAUCACGUGACCCCGGGCCCGUUGUCACCUCGUGUCACCGCCACCAGCAGGUGUGGUGUCCCGGUUCCCGGAGUGGGAUGGAGCUGCUGGCUGGGCUGGGCUGUGCCUGUGCCGGCCUCGUGGCCGCGGCGCUGCUGGGGCUGGCCUGGCACCUGGGGCUGCUCUACCGGCUGUGCCACAAGGCUGACCCGGGCAGCCCCCGGCACGGGGGGGAGCUGGUGGCCGAGGUGCUGCGGGCGCACGGGGUGCGGUUCCUGUUCGCUCUGCCGGGGGGUCACAUCUCCCCCGUGCUGGUGGCCUGUGAGAAGCUCGGGAUCCGCGUGGUGGACACCAGGCACGAGGCCACCGCCGUCUUCGCCGCCGACGCCGUGUCCCGGCUCUCCGGUGUCAUCGGCGUCGCCGCCGUCACCGCCGGCCCCGGGGUCACCAACGCGGUGACGGCCGUGAAGAACGCCCAGAUGGCAGAGUCCCCCUGCUGCUGCUGGGGGCGGCAGCCUCGCUCCAGAAGGGCCGGGGGGCUCUGCAGGACAUCGAGCAGCUGUCCCUGUUCCGCACCCUGUGCAAGCUCUCGGUGUCCGUGGGGGCCGUCAGGGACAUCGUGCCCACCCUGCGCGGGGCCAUCGCCACAGCCCAGAGCGGCACCCCCGGCCCUGUGUUCGUGGAGCUCCCCAUCGACGUCCUCUACCCCUUCCACGUGGUGCAGAAGGAGCUGGGGGGGGCCCGGAGCCCCCGCGGGCUGAGGGGGAAGGUCCUGAACUGGUACCUGCAGAACUACCUGCACAACCUGUUUG
Molecule: messenger RNA, 947 nt
Organism: Myiozetetes cayanensis
Lineage: Eukaryota; Metazoa; Chordata; Aves; Passeriformes; Tyrannidae
Product: 2-hydroxyacyl-CoA lyase 2-like
Exons: 8
Coding region: 234-896 (220 amino acids)
Biological process (GO): L-valine biosynthetic process
Cellular component (GO): acetolactate synthase complex
Molecular function (GO): flavin adenine dinucleotide binding; thiamine pyrophosphate binding; acetolactate synthase activity
Source: RefSeq, a predicted model, not a curated record